GAAAAACUUAAAAGUGGAAAAAACUCUGAGAGAGAGAGAGAGAGAGAGAGAGAGAGAAAAUGGGAGUUCGAAAGUUUCAAGUCUACCAUGGCGAUUCUACCUUCGAAGUCGACUGCAAAAUUGAAGACGGCUUCAAAGGUUUCCAGUUACAACUACAUUCUCUCACGUCACUUGUUCCUGAUGAACAGACGAUAUUCGUGGAGGAUUAUGGUUGGCCGGUAUCGCAGGACCGUGAUCUCAUCUCCGCACCAGAUAAGCUCCGAGUAGUGGCCCGCGGCAAGUUUAUCAUAUCCGAUGAGCAAUUCGCGCGGACAUUGCAGAAAUUUUUCCUUACACGGUCUGCGGGGGAAGAAUACAGAGGAAGUUUUGAUGAGGAGUUACAGCCUUACAUCCGUCAGGUUCUCAUGUAUGAAGAUAAAGAGAAACAGAAAAAAGCUAGGGAAACGGUACCUGUGGCAAGGCUUGAGCAUGAAUCGGUGGCUGUAUUGAUCAGGGCGGGAGGUUGUAGACCAUCUCAAAUUGAACUAGAACAUGUUUUCCUGCUCCAGCUGCUUUUCUGGUUCAAACAAUCCUUCAGGGAUAUAUGUUCGAAAAUCACUCCAGUCCAACUAGACUCUGGACAACUGAAGCUUUUGAAAACAAAGGAGUGGCGUUAUGCUAAUUACUUCAUGCUAUACUGUCGUGCUUUUGGAUAUGAAUCUCGUCUGUUGGUACUGAUCACCUCCAUAGAGAUGAUUAGGUCGGAGUCCUAUCUAGACAAUUUAUCUUAA
Molecule: messenger RNA, 770 nt
Organism: Carica papaya (papaya)
Lineage: Eukaryota; Viridiplantae; Streptophyta; Magnoliopsida; Brassicales; Caricaceae
Source: RefSeq, a predicted model, not a curated record